AUGAAACCUCUCAACGUCCUCUUUCUCAACGCCGGCCUCACCAGCGCCCACUGCACGUCCCUAGCUUCCUCUAUCCCAUUUACGCAGACUAAUGCUUCACCAGGGGUAACCAGCACUUUCAUCUUCGAUAACCAAACCACCACGCCCUUCGAAUACAUCCGCGCCGUCUCCCCGAUCCCCUCCUCCCCCUCCUCCCACAUCUACGACCCAAACACAAACCCCCACUCCCCUGACCUAAUAUGCGGGCGGAAUGCGUCACUCGGGUGGUCGCAUCCCAAGGUGGCCAGCGUGACGGCGGGGGAUGAGGUCGGAUUCUUCGUGGACGUGGGGCUUACCGUUCCGCCGAGUAUGUAUCAUCCGGGGUUUGCGAGUGCAUGGUUGAGUCGGAUGGAGGGAGGGUCGCAGGGCGAGUUGGAUGACUAUCAGGGGGAAAGGGGCUGGUACAAGAUCCACCAGACUGCGGGGCGUACGUCGCAGAGCGUGAACUUUGACGAUCCGACGAACAAGCCGUACUAUGAUGCAACGAAGGCGCUGUGGGGCACCUUUAGGUCGACGAGCUGGACUUUCACCAUCCCGGCUUCUACGCCUCCGGGGAAAUAUCUUGUUCGCUGGGAACACAUCUUCCCCAACCCCCAGGACGCACAAUUCUACGUCAAUUGUGCGCAUGUGGAGGUCAUCAAUGAUCGGACGGGUGUGGAGCCCGGAGAAGACUACAAAGUCAAGAUCCCCGGGGUUUACACCCGAGGACAGAAAGACGUAUACUUUUCUAGCUACGACUAUGGCCUUGAGGGCAGCCUGGAUGGAUUCGUGCCGCCGAAGCCAGGUGUUUGGCAAGGUUGA
Messenger RNA from Paraphaeosphaeria sporulosa, 840 nucleotides. RefSeq lists its product as uncharacterized. The coding region runs from base 1 to 840 and encodes 279 amino acids. The record is from RefSeq and is a predicted model, not a curated record. The transcript has 4 exons. NCBI's taxonomy places the organism in Eukaryota, Fungi, Ascomycota, Dothideomycetes, Pleosporales, Didymosphaeriaceae.